Xiphophorus couchianus (Monterrey platyfish) is the source of this 3486-nucleotide messenger RNA. RefSeq names its product tripartite motif containing 65 (gene trim65). NCBI's taxonomy places the organism in Eukaryota, Metazoa, Chordata, Actinopteri, Cyprinodontiformes, Poeciliidae. The transcript is spliced from 8 exons. Gene Ontology annotation, molecular function: zinc ion binding; protein binding. The record is from RefSeq and is a predicted model, not a curated record. The coding region runs from base 111 to 1697 and encodes 528 amino acids.
CACCCACCUUCAUUUGUCCCGUUUAGAGUUGUGUUUAUUAUUUCCCAGUAGCCAGUGAAGGUAUCGUUUUGCGUGUUUGCGUCAUCAGCGAAGCUUCUCCCGUACCCUGCAUGAAAAAAAGCUAUUGUAGUGAUGUUUGUUGUUUCCCUGCAAAUAUGGACUCUCAGAAUUCAUAUCUCAACUGCGCCAUAUGCCUGGAGCGUUUCAGCUACCCCGUGACCAUCCCCUGCGGCCACACCUUCUGCAAAGACUGCAUCAGCACACACUGGGACACCAGCAGCAAGUCUAACAAAAGCCCCCAUUGCCCCUUCUGCAAUCAGGAGUUCGCGUCCAGACCGGUUCUGAAGCGAAACGUGUCGCUGUCGGUGCUGGCCGAGUCUGCCAACAGCACCGGCCCAUCCUGCAGGGAGCCUCUGCUGAGGUCAGGGGAUGGGGCGAGGACUUUGCUGCUCUGCGAUCGCCACAAGAAGCCCCUGGUUUAUUACUGCAGGCAGGACAAAAUGCCCGUGUGCUGCGAAUGUGGCAUCACUGAAUGUGCCAAUCACGACAAAGUCAUGCUGGAGGCAGAGAAGGAAAGUCAAGAGCUGUUGCUUGAAAGAAAGAGUAAGGAAGUGGAGAAACGGCUUGAGGACACAGAAAAGAGUAUAAAUGAUUUGGUGGAGAACAUCAGUCAUGCUAAGGUGACUCUAGAGCAGACUUCGUCUUGGAUGAGGGCCAAGUUCUCGUCUCUGAUCAAGAUUCUGACCGAGAAGCAGGAGGCCACGGAGCUGUUCAUCGAGCAGCAGAAGCAGGAGGCCAUCACGGAGGCGCAGACGCGGCUGGCCUGCCUCCAGCAGCGCUUGCAGAUCCUCCAAGUGAGCCAAGCCCAAAUAGCAGCUCUGCACGAUCUCUCAGACGCCGACCUCAUUAGGGAGUCGACGCGGGUGGAAGUGCCACGUUUCAGCGACGUUCCCACAGAGGUGUCGCCAAGCCUUCUGGAUCGGCUGAACGGCGUCACAGACGUUCUGACCCGAGUCUCCAAGCUGGUUUCUGAGGACCUGGAGAGAGCCGUGUGCACCACGGUGCUUCAGGACAACGACGGGUCUCCUCAGGAUAAGAGGCCAGUACUUGCUGUGGUUCCCAGUCCGGCCACUCCGUGCCUCCCUGGUGGGAAGGAAGGCCUCGGUGCCUAUCGGUGCUCUCUGACGUUUGACCCUCGAACGGCCAACGAACACCUGUCUCUGUCUCAUGAGAAUCAGAGGGCGGAGCACCUGACGUCCGGACCGCGCCCGGUCCCAACUCACGAGGCUCGCUUCGACCAUACCUGGCAGGUGCUCUGCUUCCAGGGCUUUAAAAAGGGACAGCACUACUGGGAGCUGGAAGUGUCCAAGCCUUGGGCCUACCUCGGGGUAACUUAUGAAACCAUCCCCAGGAAGGAGAAGGGGAAGCGGUGCAUGGUGGGUAUGAAUGAACUGUCGUGGAGCCUCCAGCUGGACGAGCACCAGCUCUCCGCCUGGCACAACGGCCGGCGGGAGACGCUGGUCGGCCCCUCCCACCACAGCCGCAUCGGCAUGCUGCUGGACUACGAGGCGGGGACGCUCACCUACUACGGCGACGGGCAAACGAGGCUCCACGCCUUCCACUGUGCCUUCACCCAGGAGCUGUUCCCCGCCUGCUGGAUAGGGGAGGGAGUCAGCAUCACUCUCUGCUCCCCGUGAGCCUCCGGCUGAUUCGGCACAGAGAAACUCGUUUUACCUAUUUAAAAAACCUUUUCUCCCCUUGUAUUACUCUCCUCUCACCACAUGGUGGCGACAAACUCUGAGUCCUUACAGCUUUCACUCCAUUUCAUCUAAACGGUUUUAUGUUUCAAAGAAAUCAACUUCGAGGUGUCUCCAGAUCAACUCAUAUGAUGCUUUCACUGCACCCAGUUGAUCCCCGUCUUCAGCAACACGAUGAGCUUUUAACGCAGGCAGAGAAGACUGAAGAAAAUGAUUCCAAUGUCUCCAAACAAGGGGGUUGCCAACACUUUACACAAUUCUUAUUUGAACUUUCUUAAAAAUAUGUUUACCGAGAUGAAGAGGAGUGCAGUGACAAUUAUCACUGUUGGUGUUUUGCAUUGACGGGACAAUUGUGAUGUUAUUCAAGAUACAGCUGUAGUGUAUGUACAGAACAGACCGGCUGCUAAUUUGUGUUACAGAGAGUUUCAGUGAGUCUGUUUUGAAUUAAUCAGCUUGAAAGGAACACUAUUUGCCUUUCUGCUCUGAAGUUGAAUACAAUCAUCCUGGGCACGAAUGUGAUGCUUACCAACCUACCUUUAUCCAAACGUCUCAGUUUUCGUCUCUGGCCAUAAAACGUUUGUGCAGGAGACAUUUAGGUUGUCCAUGUGCACAGCUGGAGAUUUUGUUUGAUUGGUUUGGGUUAUUUAUUUGUCAGAAUUAUUUCAGUUGGUGCUGAUGUUAGGUUUGUAGUCCAGAAGCUUCGAUGUUCAGCCAAGCAGGAGGACAAUGAUCCUAAACAUGUCAAAACUGGAGCUCUGGAGUUUGAAAUACUAGAACGUUUCCCCAAAGCAGGAUCCCGGUCCUAAUGAAAAUUUGUUGACUGGAGAAAGUCGAUCCUGUGGACUCGGUUGUUUUUAAAAAUCACUGAAGUUGAAUAAUUCUACUGUGGAAAAAGAUUGGUCAAGCCACACAACUCCAUUCAGUGCCACUUGUUGAAGAAUAACUUUUUCACCUGCUGCAAAUAAAAUCCAUUUUUGUUAACAGAUUUUUAAAAAGUACUACUGAGAAAAAAGCUCUUGGACUUUCAGCAUGACAGCAGGAAUCAGUUUCUGCUGUGAUGUUGGAAUCUACGGCACUUUCUAGAUGUUUUCAGCACGUUUAUGACAACCAGCCAUGUUUUGGGUUUUUUUGUUAAUUAAGCACUUUUACUGAGCUAUGCUGUCAACCUUUGGCAUGUUGAGGUACUUGAGGCUCAGGAUUUUUGGGGAAACUGCUGUGGAUAUGCACAAAACGCUCCAAAAGAGCACUUUUCCUGACGUAGAAGCAUCAAUCUAGAAUGAGUUCGUCUCUUUUGUGUUUAAAGUAGAAAUUUAAAAUGUGACAACAAUCCCGACUGGAAAUAAAAAAAAACAAAAACACUCCCUGUUUCAUGAGUUAAGAGCCAUUUAUUAAACUUCAAUCUAAUGCGCACAUGCUUCUGUUGAAAUCAUGCCGUUUGGUUUUUUUUCCCCCAUAAUUGAACCAUUCUACAGUAACUGUUCAAUAAAUUAAGUUUGAAGUACAUAAAGAGCUGAACGUUGUUGUACACCCAGCCAUGACGAGAGCGAACCGUAGCCUGAUGCAUAGCAUUCUGAAAGUGCAAAGAAUCAGCCGCUGAUGCGCCACAGAUAAAAUGACCACAGAGGAAGGAACAACCGAGGCGCUCGAGAUCAGACCGAGCGAACGGAGUUUAACACAAACUGAGCCCGUCCUCCAGGCGAUCGUGUUACUAUCUGGGGAAAAAGACAAC